AUGGACAAGAAAGAUAAUGGUGCAAAAUCUGGCAAUGUAGCACAAACUGGUGGCACUGCAGGAUCUGGUUCGGGGAAUAUGGUGGCGCCGGGUACUGGAGGUGCAGUUCAGAUACCCCGUGAUGGUUUUGAAAGAAACACUAAGGCUUAUUUUGACAACCUUCAUGCCAAGGACAAGGCAACUAAGUGA
Molecule: messenger RNA, 189 nt
Organism: Eruca vesicaria subsp. sativa (arugula)
Lineage: Eukaryota; Viridiplantae; Streptophyta; Magnoliopsida; Brassicales; Brassicaceae
Source: the annotation of a GenBank genome assembly